Molecule: messenger RNA, 378 nt
Organism: Sinocyclocheilus grahami
Lineage: Eukaryota; Metazoa; Chordata; Actinopteri; Cypriniformes; Cyprinidae
Product: adhesion G protein-coupled receptor F5-like
Exons: 4
Coding region: 1-378 (125 amino acids)
Source: RefSeq, a predicted model, not a curated record
AUGGCCAGUCAAGAACUGCCCUUCACAGACAUCUUGUCUGAAAUUGAGUUGGAAUCAACAAGCAUCUCUGUGAUCGAUGAGAUGAGGCGAUAUCUGCAGAACAUCACUCUUCCACUUCAAUUAGAUGAGGUGGUUGAAGUAUUAGACGUGGACAUCACGACAGUGUGCAAUUUCAAUGACAGUGGAUACAAGUGUGUAUGUGAGGACCAGUAUUUCUGGCCGUGUGAUAAAUGCAAAGAAUAUGGGAGCUGUGACAGCAUCACUAACAACACAUGCAGCUGCAUCAAUGAUAUUCCAAGUGACAGACAGUUCUGUCAAAGAGUCAACGAGAUAACAAGUGAUAACAUAACAUGUGCGCAACCAGCAACAGGUACGUAA